Messenger RNA from Apodemus sylvaticus (European woodmouse), 2699 nucleotides. It is a transcript of the gene Tafa2, whose product is annotated as TAFA chemokine like family member 2. Gene Ontology annotation, molecular function: receptor ligand activity. The transcript is spliced from 5 exons. The coding region runs from base 92 to 544 and encodes 150 amino acids. The record is from RefSeq and is a predicted model, not a curated record. Lineage: Eukaryota; Metazoa; Chordata; Mammalia; Rodentia; Muridae.
GUCUUGCGGGCCCCCGAGGUGUUGGUGAGGAAACAUGUAGUCCCUGAAUAGCGACUUUCGAUGCUGCUUCAACUUGAAGAUUUGGAGCUGGAUGGUACAGAGAACUUAUCAUAGCGUUCGUUAUCUAUGCUUCAGGGUUCGGAUGGGGAUGAAUAAGAGAUACUUACAGAAAGCAACACGAGGAAAGCUUCUGAUAAUUAUUUUUAUAGUGACCUUGUGGGGGAAAGCUGUCUCCAGUGCCAACCAUCACAAAGCACACCAUGUUAGAACUGGAACGUGCGAGGUGGUGGCGCUGCACCGAUGCUGUAAUAAGAACAAGAUAGAAGAACGGUCCCAAACGGUCAAGUGCUCCUGCUUCCCUGGGCAGGUGGCAGGCACCACGCGAGCUGCCCCAUCUUGUGUGGAUGCAUCCAUAGUGGAACAAAAAUGGUGGUGUCAUAUGCAACCAUGUCUGGAGGGAGAGGAAUGUAAAGUCCUUCCAGAUCGCAAAGGAUGGAGCUGUUCCUCUGGAAACAAAGUAAAAACAACUAGGGUAACCCAUUAACCACUCCACCACUCCUAAAUCAAGAAAUCCUCAUGGCUGGGUUCAUGGAGAAUAGAAACUGGACUCCUGUGGUCACCUUGAUGAUUUUUAUACUGCUGAGAAGAGACAUUUAAACCCCAUUUCCAGGGGAUUCUACGGCUUGACUUCUACUUCUUGCUGAAACUUAAGACUUUAAAGAAGUCUGAGGUGAACUUUGGGUCCUGAAGACUUCGUCGGCUGUGAACUAUGCUUGGCUCACAACACUUCUGAGGGAAGUGGACACUCUUCUCCACGGAGCUGGGAUACAGCUGGUUUUCUGGGGUGACACCAGAGACUGUCACCUGUAAGGUUCCUGCCUUCAGCGGUGACUGUUCUUGUCUCCCAAGCUUGCUGUUCUGUCAUGGAUGUGCUCCUGGCUCCUUUGUUCCUUGUCUGGCAGGCUGUGCACAGCUUUAAUGACAUUCCCUUUGCAAACUCUUCCGGCAUGGCAUAGACAGAGACCAUUUUAUUGGUAUUCUAACCUUGAGACUCUGAGAGCCUACAUGUUUUAGCGUCUUGCUCUUGCCUCUGUGAAAGGAAUAGAAGUAUUUAUCCAUUGAUUAAUGAUAAUCAUUGGCAAAUCACAGUGAUCUGAAUACAUCCCUCAUAUAAGAAUGUGUAAGCGACCUGACGUGUUUCCCCCAGGCUAACGCGAGAUUGCAGCUCUCUGACAGUUGAACGGCAGUUAGGGCUGGAUUCCAAUUCCCAUUACACAGUACUCUGUGCCUCGAGUGCACUCUUCCUCCCAGAGUUUUUCUAUUUUAAGUGUGCUUCCUUUUUUUCAUAUCUCCUUUUACUUUCCUUCACAGAAUCAUCAGUGUACAGUCAAGUUAGCAGAGAGCUUUUGAUUAAAAAAGAAAAAAAAAACCUCACCAGGGAUGCAUGUACUUCUCUAAUUUCUCAUCACAUUUCUUCUAGCAUUUUCUUAAACUAUUUUUCUGUUUCAUUCUAAGAUCGUCUCUUGCUCGAUCCCAAUGACUGCUUGAAUGCUCAUAUAUUUGUUCAGUCUGUGGAUAGAAAAAGAAAAAAAAAACUGUUGAUUUUGACCACAGAGGUCUAAAUACUUGCUUACGGUUGUUCCAUCCAAACAAUUCUUGGCCAGUAUUUUGUCUAUAUUUUCACAGCCAUCCUAAAACUUGUGAUUUUUAGUUCUUCGUGAUUUUUUUCUUACAAAUAUUUAAAGGCCUUAAACAUUGAUUUACCUUUUUCUAAGUUAUCACAGAAUGUAUAAUUUUGUACUGCGUGUCUUUUGUUUCCCUUGUGAUGUGGGGGAAGGGAAGAGUGGGUACUGAGUUGCUACCCUAUAAUAAUAAUACUGUGUUAACCUAUAGUUUGAAGGCAUAUAAAGGCAAGGGUUUUCCAUGUCUUAAUUAUUUUAGCUUGAUCAAAAGAUGCUUCACAGAUCAUCCUAUUAGGCGGUCCAUCAUUUUAGUGAAAGAGUGAAGAUGAUUGGGACUUCUUGUAUUUCUAGAACUCACUGACAAAGCCAGUUAACCUUAGGCUGAUUUCUAAUAUGGAGGUUCACAUAUUCUAGAGAAGAACUUGUAUCUGUUAGUCUGUAACAAUAUUCAAAGGGUCACACAUUAACUAGAACCUUUAGUAGGAAGAACAGAUGAAAGUGUAAAAAUCUGUUAAAAAUUAAAUUGGACAACUACUCAUGAAAAUGUGGAAUGAGGUGAUUUCUGACUCACUUUUAAUUGUAUAAAACCAAUUGGGUGGUUGAACGUGGGUUUCAUAAUGGGUCAAGUCUACACAGAGUCAAAAUGAAAGGAGAAACAGUUGUGCUGGACUUUCUCUGUCAAACAAAUUCUCACUACUUUAUUUGGUACAAAAUGAAUAGCUAUCAUUUUGGAUAUUAUGAGUUCAUCCCAGGUUUGUUUAAAUUAUGGAUCAUGCUUCUCAUUUCAAAAACUAUGUCGUUUAAAACAACACUGGAAAUUCUGUAUUAUAUAAAAGUGUAAUACAUGCGUACCAAUAGAAAAAAAUAAAUGGAAUUUCAAAUAUAUGAACUAGAAUAUUCCCAGUAGAUUAAUGUUGUGACUAUUCAGAAAAAAUAAAUAAAUAAAAUUGGAAUAUACAAUGGACUCACUUUCACAAGUACAAUUUGACAAAUCUGGUUUCUUGUAUCCUAUUUUUU